AUGUUCAAAGCCUCGUUUGCGCUCCUCUCACUCCUCUCAUGUCUGACAGCAGCUUUCGCUGCCGGUCCUCCUACCUCGAAGAUUAAAAACAUCGUCACCUUCGGCGACUCUUACACCCAAGUAGAGCAAGCGACAGGUGACGGUGGCCAGGCAUGGCCAGUCUACGUCGCCGACUAUGCUAAUCUCACUCUCUUCCCCUUCGCCCGCGCGGGUGCAGUCUGCUCGAACAACCUCACCUUCAAGCCAUUCCCCUCCAUCUUUGAGAGUCAGCUUCCAUUGUUUUUCACGGAGUUGGAGAACGGGACGCUGCAUCUGAAUCAGGAAGAGACAGUAUAUACUCUGUGGAUUGGGACGAACGAUGUCGGUGUUGGUGCACUGCUUACGGGCGACCAAACCAAGGGUGUUACGCUUGUUGACACCGUCGGCUGUGCGGUAAACUGGGUUAAGGCGCUCUUUGAGAAGGGAGCAAGGAACUUCAUCUUCCAGAACAUGAUUCCUCUUCAAGAUACUAUUCUCUACUCCGCCAACUCGUACCCAAACCAUUACUGGCUACUUCCGAGGAAUACCACCGAGUGGAGCGUGUUCAUGACGGAGCUCACGACGUCUGGUAAUGAGAUUGCCCAGCUCAUGCUCCAAAACGUCGCAAAAGAGCUGCCUGAGGCUCACAUCGGUUUGUUCGACUCACACGGCCUCUUCACAGACAUCUUCACCAACCCCUCGAAGUACUUGAACGGAACUGUACCGGUGAACGUCACUGGUGCCGUGUCGCAGUGCAUCUUUCCAGAAGGUGGAAACGGCACACCGACUUGCACGUUCGUAAAUGGCCCUGCACGGGAUAGCUUCAUGUGGUUUGACGAGCUUCAUCCGUCUGAACAGUCGGACAGGACCGUUGCACGGAACAUUGCAAACGCUAUCCUGAGGAUACCGACUCAGUGGAUUUCGUGGUUCUAA
Messenger RNA from Fomitiporia mediterranea MF3/22, 951 nucleotides. Its product is annotated as carbohydrate esterase family 16 protein. Gene Ontology annotation, molecular function: hydrolase activity, acting on ester bonds. NCBI's taxonomy places the organism in Eukaryota, Fungi, Basidiomycota, Agaricomycetes, Hymenochaetales, Hymenochaetaceae. The transcript has 4 exons. The record is from RefSeq and is a predicted model, not a curated record. Bases 1 to 951 code for a protein of 316 amino acids.